GAUAUAUAGGAUAUGGCAGGGGCAGGUCUGGUCAUCUGCAUUCAGUUGUUCGGAUUGGUUGACAUUGCAUGCGUAAAUGAAUGAACAAUUUACUUUCAUUGUACUGAACGGCCAUAAACUCUGCAAAGUAUCGAUCGCUUUCUUUUUUGGUCUUAAUAAACCGACUGAAAAGCAAGGCCUCACGUGCGCCCGCCGGUUAUUUCACUGCAUGGGAUAAGAAGCAGCCACAAGAGCACUUUUGUUUUUUAAAAGCGUACACCAUGCAUAUUUGAAUGCUGUAUCAAAAGUGUGUAGUGUUUUACACCCAUCUGUCAGUAAGUUUUUUGAAAGAAUGGCAAAUGUGUAUGCCUAUUUAAGAUUGUCACACGGUUGUCGUCAAGUGCCUGACUAACAAUGUAAACACAUGAUAAAAGCUGAAUUGUAUUUAUUGCCUUGAUAUCACUUUUCAUUUUUGGUUCAUUCUCUUUCCUCGCCAUUGCAAAAAAAACGGCAUAUGUCUGUACAUUGACACAGGGGGAGGGGGAAGUCUUUGCUCGUGAAGACACGUUAUUUUCUCUUUUACGUUGGUAGGAAGUGAAAAAUGGACCGCAUGUUCAGCUGCAAAAAGUAUGAAUAAGCUACUAGCACUCUAACUUACACACACUCACACACUUUGAAGUACAGAUCUAGGGCAGAAUCAAACAAAUACAAUUCUCCUUGUUCCUUUCCAGAUCGAUAUAAUUAAAACAUACAUUUUAACCAUCACUUCAAAUCUCCAUUGACGACCAAACCACAACUGGCAAGAUUACACUAAACCUUAAACAUGCCGUUUCACUUGUACGUAUGUUUGUUUUGUUGUUUAAUUUUUGUACACACGUGUUUUAUUCCCUUCACAUUAUUAUAUCUUUAUUCAUCAGUUCUGAUUUCCAAACAUCAAGAUAUGCAUCGAUUUGCAACUGUAAAAAGAUAGAAUAAAUAGCUCUGAAGAUUUCUUAUGUUAUUCAAGUUAUUCUACACACCGGUAUAUCUGUAUAAUGAGCUAUGUGUGUACAUCUACACACACACACUGGUAUCAUGGCGUGCAUACACAAACUCAUAGACAUGCAUAGGCUACACAUUUACUCAAAAUGGCAAAAAAGGCACAAAAAAUAACAACAAAAAUCUAAGAUAAUGUAUAUUGUGAUGACACAUGUAGAAUAAAAUCAAAGAAAUAAUAAUAAUAAUUCAAUUCAAAAGAGCUUUAAGAUUAGUCAAAUGCAAUUAUAUAUAUUUUCCAUUUGCUUUAAACUUACAACGUAACUCUUUAAUGUUUUCUUCAAAUGUCAGGUUUAAUCUUUGUUUGAGUAGCAGUAAAUCGCGGAAAUGAGGUAAAUCACAAAAUAAUAAAUGCAUUCAAUUUUGCAAGGUAUAAAAAAAUUCCAUAUACACGAAAAAUUUAAAUAAGACCUGAUGAUGUGAUAACACGAUCAUGUUAAAUUUGUUAAAUGCAUGGUUUAAUUUUAGGCUGCUCAACAUCAAAUGCAGUCAAACAUGCCCAUCUGUCAGCGUCAAUAUUUUUUUAAAACAACAACCAAAGCACAAAGUUGUUACAAAAAACUCAUGCAAAAUGUCUUCAACCCGAUCUCACGAAAAUUCGUACAUAUUUUACGAUUUGGCGAAUUCCUAUGUGUUGAAUAUUAAUAUCUAAUCAUGAACUUGUCACCAGCGAAUUAUUUGCUCUAUUCAAGAGAGGUGGGAUUACAACAGUAUGGUAAUUAACUAUGGGGUUGGGGGUGGCCAUGGGUGGAAUAUCCAUUUUUAUUGCAUCACCUGUCAGUAACGUCCAAUCAGCGUCGACUUUGAGGGCAUUAAUUGAUGAAGGUGUCUCCGGCCUUGCUCACGUCCCACUGUCAUUUAUUUGUGACUAAACCAGGAGCGGGAAUAGCAGCUGCAUUUUGGUCUGUAAUUUCUCUCUCUCUCUCUCUCUCUCUCUCUCUCUCUGUCGCUCACUCUCUCUCUCUCUUUCUCCCUUCCCUACUCUCUUUUAUCCUUCUCACUGGCAGUGCUGUUCACCUUCCUCUUUUCCUCAUGGCCAAAUGGGAAGGGAGUUGAGGGAGCGCAGGUAUACAGGAGCUCAGACAGGCAGCAGCCAGCCUGUCGGCAACAUCACAAACAUUCCAUCGAUCAUGCAGUGCUCAGGUCAAUGGAUUGAUUAUUUUAAUUCAAACAGACCAUUUUAUUUUUCUAUUUAAAACUUUUUUGUUGUUGUUGUUCAUGCCGCAGUGUGGACAUUGCAUAGUCCAUGCUGGACUGAUCAGCCUCAUGUCUUGAAAUAAAGAAGCUACUUUAAGGACAUCCGUGGCGCUAAAUGUUGGAAUUAAUGCAAUGAAGAAAAUGGGGGACUUGGAAUCCGGUUUUGAAGAAAUGCAGGGUGUAAGGCUUGGCUAUUUGGUUAUCAAAGGCAAACAAAUGUUUGCCCUUUCUCAAGUCUUCACCGACCUCUUGAAAAAUAUCCCGCGGACUACUGUGCACAAACGCAUGGACCAUUUAAACGUGAAGAAGCAUCACUGUGAUUUGGAGGAAUUACGAAAGCUCAAAGCAAUAAAUUCUAUAGCUUUCCACGCAGCUAAAUGUACCCUGAUUUCAAGAGAGGACGUUGAGGCUCUGUAUUUCUCAUGUAAAACUGAACGCGUAUUGAAAUCAAACAAAAAAAGGGAAAAGACAAGAAACUCAACUGAAAAAGUAUGCGAAGACAAAAAUCGCACAGCUGCCAGAAGUGACAUUUGGAGAGAGAAAGUUUGGUUAAGUUUGCAUAGCGUUCCACAGACUUUCUCAUUCAAAACUAAAGCUGUUCGACAGGACACAGCCCCUCGCACUCACUCAAAUCUACCUCAAAUUUACAGUAAAUCCUUUGCCCGUGACUUUCAACCGGUCACGAAGUCGGCAUCUACACCCUUUAAAAACUAUGAAACAGCUCAAAUUCCUCACAACUGUGUGGCUUUUAAUCAGAAACAUGCAUUUAUUCGGAGCGUUGUGAACCGACAGCCGCUCCUCUAUCAGUCCGCCAUUGCAGCGCAGCCAAAGCACCAAGGCAACGCAGACCUACUUUACAAAAGGAAGAGGAAGCGCGAGAGCAGCGCGAGGCAGUUUUGGUCAAGGAGCAGACGCGGCCAUCCGGUUCUGGUCGUCCCGAAGUGCUGUAAACCCAACGGAUCUUUAAGUCAGUUUCAUAACCUCGAGCAUGGAUUGUAUGUCGACCCACGGCACACUGGGCAUUUUCAGGAAAGCUGCAGCAGCGACACGGAAUCUAGUUCCAUCUCAGAACGGGUGAACAACGAUUCGGAUUUUGUAUCGAGUUUCUCAACCACCAGCAACUCCGCAACUUCAGAUGAGGAGGAGGAUGACUCCCUCUCGGAUUCUUCAGAUGUCAGCACCGAUGAAGAAAGCUCCUCUCAGUCUGACUCCAGCUCUGUGUCCAGUCAAGUCUCAGUGCAGAGUAUUCGAUUCAGGCGUGCACGCUUCUCAAGUCUCAACACAAAAGCACCUUUGGUCUUACAGCCUACUUUUCACUACAGGCCUAAUCUGCUAAACAUACACACUAACCAAGGAGGAACGACUACUUUGAACUGUGAAAGAACGGUCAAAACACAGAAAUCGGACUUUACACAGUGCAGGGAUGGACGCAAGGAUGGUGAUGCCGCAAACGUGCUAAACUUCUGCACGGUGGGGGGCUGUUUUCCAGAUGUAAGAGAAAAUGAGGGCUCUGAAUCAGUGUCACGCCUUGAAUUUUCAAAUGAUCCAAAGACAACAUACAUUACAGAAAUUGGCCUUACACCUAUUGCAAAUGGAACCAAGGCGUUUCCUCAACAAAGAAUACCAGGAUCUACAUGCAAAUGCUCACAAGGCUUGAUCACACACUGUGUUCCAGACAAAGAGAUAACGCUUUGUAAGUCCUCUGACAGCAGUCUUUCAUUAGCAGCAAAUUUCAAGAGGGAAGCAAAAACUUCUCUCAAACUGCCAUCACCUCUGAAACCUAUCAAAACAGAGGCCGAGGAGCCCAUCUCUACUUCAGGCUUCAACGACGAGGGCAUCGGGGCUGUGAAAACGCCACCGUUUUUUCUAAAUAAUGUGAAAAUUAAAGUCGAGGAUAGCUUUGACGAAUAUGAAUAUGCAAAUCCGCCCCUGGAAUAUCAAUGUAAGGAUAACGAUGCCGAUGACUUGGCCAUCAGUAAUCCUUUUAAGGAAACUGACCACUGCAAAGAAACCAUUAAAGCCUCAGUGAGCUCUGUUCAAAAACAAGAACCAAGAAGCACUUUAAACACUCCUUGUUCCGAGGAAGGAGAAUGCAAAAAUGCUACAAGGGUCCGAAAAAACUACAGGGCAAUGCUUCUGGGUAAAAAACCCGAAAGUGUCAAGACAUCAGCUAAAUCAAAUGCAAAAGUUGACAAGAGCCCCCGUUCUGCAGGAAAAUGUGCGAGCAGUGAGGGGUCAAACGAAGACUGUGCUGGGGCGAGCAAGCGCAAACGAGCGAGCACCAAUGUAGCAUCUCUGAAAAAGCCCUUCAGCUUCAUGGCGAAUUUUCCCUCUCCACCGUCACUUAUUAUUGGCAGCGAUGGCGAUUUGAGUCCCGCUUACUCUUUGAACUCUUUUAGAAGUAACCAGCUGCCUCAUCGUUCCAACCCAGUGUGGGGAUGGCAGCUCGGUCAUUCCGUUGUUCCUCCCCCUCCAAGCCACAAAUUCAGGAAAGCCUCUGUUAUCCCUUGAAUUGUUCUUUUGAGCUCGAGGGAAAUUACUUAAAACUGUGACAAGCACUGAUAACCGUUAGUUGUUUGAUGAUGUUUCCAGUGUUGUUUUGAACGAAUACGUCGGCCUGUUGUUACGGUGCAGAUAUCAUCGUCGUAAAGCACAGGCUGAUAUAUCCAUCGAUGUUUACGACUCUGGAAUAUACAGAGGUAUUUAUAAUAAGCUGAUCUAGCAAGAAAAAGUCGUUUUCAAAAUGUCAUUAUUUACAUUGUCAAAGUUGACCGGCUGGACUAGACUCUCAUUUAGAAAAUGUUGGCUCAUUUUGCAGGCAGGGUUAACUAUCUCAUAUGAUGGCAUUACAGUGAUUGUCAGGUUUGUGUCAAAUAAAUGGUAGAUUUUGUCAUUAAGACACCUGAUAUUGGCAUAUUUUGGGCCAAUCUUUUGUAUUUUCCCUUUUUAUUUGAUCUAUUGACAACCCCACUAUACUGUCUUUCAGAAUUACUGUAAGCCUAUGGGCUACACCAUUCUUAUUUAUUCAUUUUAAGGGUGUUUCCCAAUUGUUGUAGCUUGGCUGUGUUCACUCAUACGCAGCACACCAUAACUCUCACAGUAGGCCCAACAAUGGCCCUUUAGAUUCAACUGACAAUCAAGAGCUGUUUGAUUUGCACGAAGCAAUCGAAGGAAAAACGCCAAAUCGAAGUCCUUCUUGCACACUCAUAACUUAUGGUAUAGACCAGCUCAAGCACAAAUUUGCCAUGCAUUGCACUUUGCUAAUGCCCAUUAAGGUGAAUUGGUUGUUUCUUUCUAUUUUAGAUUUUCUCAAGAAAAAGAGCCAUCGCAAGUUAUCCCAAAAAAAAAAAAAAAAAAAAAAAACUUUUUAAAUCUGUAAACUUGGUGCUAUUUCCUUUUACUGUCCGUUUUCCUUUGAGAGGAAGGUUUGUUAGUCGUUCUUAUUUUGAAAUGUUUGAGAUUUAAACACAUAUGUAAUUGCAUACGUGACAACAUCAAGGUGCUUCGCAGAAUAUAUACACAUUCUGGCCAGGGUAUAUUUACUAACUGUACUUACUGUUUAUUUCUCAUUGACUCAAGAGCUUUGUCAUUUUCGUAUGGUGUCUUGGUUAUAUUUUCCUUCACUAAGCCUAAUGAGCACAUGGAAUGCCUUGGCACUAAAAGCGUUUCCUAAAAUAUAUUAAAAAAAAACAAUUGGUGUUCCACUCCAGCACCCUGCCAAUGCCUUGUGAUGCAUGUACGGUGACGUACCAUAUUUGUUUAAUUAAGCAAAAGCAGACUGUCUCUAAAACAGGCAUUUAAAGUGAAUUGUUUCUGUGAUUGGAUCCCCCAAUGAGUAAAGUCAAGAAAUUAAGAAUUUUCGGAUUAUUUUGCCAAGGACCGAAAAGCAGAUAGCCGACUGUUUUUGUGAAUCAGACUCAACUGCAUCUUAAUUUCCUGCACAAAAGACUAUGCAGAUUUGGCUAAAGCGAGGCUACGGAGUUCACAUCAUUCUGAGAAAACACGUAAUAGACUUUAACGGUGUCGUAUUAAUACAUUGGCCCAUUGCGUGUAUUGUGUAUUAAAUGUGUAAGUGGGGAUAUACACUAUGUAGCCUAUGAAGUGAAAAUAAAUCGAUUUGUGAAUGUUCCAAAAUCUGAUAGAGUGUGAAAUUCAGACAGGUGAAUGAUUAAAGUAGUCCUAUAUUUUUGUAAUGCCAUUAUUUAAAGUCCGCUCUCUCGAGCCUGUAAAAUGAACUUUUUGUUCUGCGGGUUCAAAGUGCACUGCGGACUGACAGAAUAGCUAAGUCGUCCUAACAUCAGAAGAAUUCAAAACUAGCCAAAUAAAACUGAAUGUAGCUCACACAACACAACUUCCAUUAAGUUAAAGAAUUUCACGAUCUCCACGAUGAACAGAAAAUGGAAAAUGGGCGGUGACGCACUGUAAACAUGGUAGCUUAUAUAUCUGGUCAAUGUGGACUCGGUUUUUUAUUCUUCUGCUUUUGCUACAAUACUUGAGGUCAGAUUUUAUGACAUGAACUUUUUAAUCUGAAGUCACUGGUUGUUUAUAAAAAUGCAUAUUUAUUUUGUGAUUUUCCUGUUUUUUAUACCAUUGUUGUGUAGGAUAAAUGCACUCGAAAUGAAAACUUGAAUGGUGGAUUUGAAGCACUUUCUUUUUCUUUUCUGGUUAAACUGUUCAUUAAAUACAUCUGAGUGUGUGA
This is a messenger RNA of Myxocyprinus asiaticus (Chinese sucker), 6910 nucleotides long. Its product is annotated as SKI/DACH domain-containing protein 1-like. The coding region runs from base 2344 to 4722 and encodes 792 amino acids. Lineage: Eukaryota; Metazoa; Chordata; Actinopteri; Cypriniformes; Catostomidae. The record is from RefSeq and is a predicted model, not a curated record. The transcript has a single exon.